Carassius gibelio (silver crucian carp) is the source of this 7990-nucleotide messenger RNA. RefSeq names its product rho-associated protein kinase 1-like. The coding region runs from base 791 to 4912 and encodes 1373 amino acids. The record is from RefSeq and is a predicted model, not a curated record. Gene Ontology annotation, cellular component: cytoplasm; cytoskeleton. Gene Ontology annotation, molecular function: small GTPase binding; ATP binding; Rho-dependent protein serine/threonine kinase activity. The transcript is spliced from 33 exons. NCBI's taxonomy places the organism in Eukaryota, Metazoa, Chordata, Actinopteri, Cypriniformes, Cyprinidae. Gene Ontology annotation, biological process: regulation of cell junction assembly; mitotic cytokinesis; peptidyl-threonine phosphorylation.
CAGUUUCGAAGUUGACUCUGGGGUGUUUCAACAGGAAGGCGGACAUGUUGGACAGGCAGAGGGAGAAAAUCGGGCACCCAGUAUUUUUUUUGUAUUUUUAUUUAUUUAAUUUUUAAAAAAUUUGACUAGGAGCAUCGUUAAAGCUCGAUUUAACCGCACACUCAGAGCAUCGUGGAUUACAUACUUGUUGGAAAAGUAAAAGCCGGCAUGCGGACUAAGAGAGAUUUAUCACAGCGGGAUUCGUAAAGGAUCGUUUUAACCAGGGUCUUGUUUUAACUCAUCGAAAUUCGUGAGGCGAAGUUUGUUUUUCCGCCACUUCUCACUCUGCAGCUGUCAGACUCGCUCGGCCUGGCGAGCUUUUAUGCUCCGAGGCCUGGAGAAACUUCACUUCAUCUCACGACCGCAUGCUAACUCUGCAGCAUUUGUUUUAUCGCUUCUUUUCGCGUGAAUUGCUUAUGUUUUAAAAGAGCCCUUUCCCUUCAUAUCUCCCGAAGCUAAAUUAGCUUAGCGCGGUGUAAUCUGUCGCCGCUGCUGUUCGUGUUUGCCAAGUUGUCAUGGACUAAUCCCACUCCUCGUCCUGUUGAUGGUUUGUUUCGAAAAUGUGGCUUUUUGUCAUCUCUCGGUGUUACACACGAUUCAACGAGAGUGAUAUUAAGGCAAUAAGACACAAAACGGUGCUUUGUUCAAACUAGUGCUCCUCGCUAAGUGAGGGCAGAGGAAGUUAGCGAGUUAAUUUGCUAAUCUUAGCCCGUAACUCGCACACGUCUGAAUCAAAUCAGUCUGAUCAGUUAUGAACAUGUCUGCUGGAGAAAGUUUGACAGCUCGCUUCGAGAAGAUCGAUGCCAUGCUGAAGGAUCCCCGAUCAGAGAUCAACACAGACUGUCUGCUGGACAGUCUGGAUGCUCUGGUUUAUGACCUUGAUUUUCCAGCCCUGAGGAAAAACAAAAGCAUCGAUAACUUCUUAAAUAGAUAUAAGGACACAAUCAGCAAAAUCCGGAAGCUUCGUAUGAAAGCAGAGGACUAUGAAGUGGAAAAGGUCAUAGGACGAGGGGCAUUUGGAGAAGUACAGCUGGUGAGGCACAAAGCCACAAAGAAAGUGUACGCCAUGAAGCUGCUCAGCAAGUUUGAGAUGAUCAAGAGGUCGGACUCUGCUUUCUUCUGGGAAGAGAGGGAUAUUAUGGCCUUUGCCAACAGUAACUGGGUAGUACAGCUGUUUUAUGCCUUCCAGGACGACCGCUACCUCUACAUGGUGAUGGAGUAUAUGCCAGGCGGAGACCUGGUCAACCUGAUGAGCAACUACGAUGUUCCUGAGAAGUGGGCUCGUUUCUACACUGCUGAGGUUGUGCUGGCACUGGACUGCAUCCACUCCAUGGGCUUCAUUCACAGGGAUGUAAAGCCGGACAACAUGUUGCUAGACAAGGCCGGCCACUUGAAGCUGGCAGACUUUGGGACCUGCAUGAAAAUGAACAAGGACGGCAUGGUACGAUGUGACACGGCAGUAGGAACUCCAGACUAUAUUUCUCCCGAGGUACUGAAGUCGCAGGGAGGAGACGGAUACUAUGGCCGAGAGUGUGACUGGUGGUCUGUGGGGGUCUUCCUGUAUGAGAUGCUCGUCGGUGACACGCCGUUCUACGCUGACUCUCUGGUGGGCACCUACAGCAAGAUCAUGAAUCACAAGAACGCCCUGACCUUCCCCGAUGACAGCGACAUCUCAAAGGAUGCAAAAAGCCUCAUCUGUGCUUUCCUCACAGACAGGGAGGUGCGGUUAGGACGCAAUGGAGUCGACGAAAUCAAGCGACAUGGUUUUUUCAAGAACGACCAGUGGUCAUGGGAGAACAUGAGAGAGACGGCUGCUCCAGUGGUGCCGGAGUUAAGCAGUGAUGUAGACACAAGCAACUUUGAUGACAUUGAGGAAGAUCGAGGGGAGGAGGAGACAUUCCCCAUUCCUAAAGCAUUUGUAGGCAACCAGCUUCCAUUUGUGGGCUUUACCUACUACCAGUUUCCUCGGGAGCCAGCUAUAAAGACAAGUGACAAACGCAGCUCGACAAAGGAAGAUAAAAGUCAUUUGGAGAAUCUUCAGAAGAGAAUUUAUCAGCUAGAAGAACAACUUCACAGUGAGAUGCAGCUGAGAGACGAGAUGGAGCAGAAGUGCAGGACGUCCAAUACAAAGCUAGACAAGAUAAUGAAAGAGUUAGACGAGGAGAGUAACCUUAGGAAGAGUGUGGAGGCUAACAUGUCUUUACUGGAGAAAGACAAGAUCAUGAUCCAGCACAAAGUUACAGAACAUCAGAGAAAGGCGGAACAGGAGGCUGAAAAACGAAGAAAUCUGGAGAAUGAGGUGUCUACUUUGAAGGAGCAGCUGGAGGACUUGAGGAAAAUGAGUCAAAACAAUGAUAAGGUCGCUCAGCUGCAGAACCAACUGAGGGAAUCCAACGACCUCCUGCGGGCCGAGUCUGACACGGUGGUGCGUUUGAGGAAGAGCCACACAGAGAUGGGGAAGUCCAUGAGCCAGCUGGAGAGCGUGAACCGCGAGCUGCAGGAGAAGAGCCGCGCCACAGAGAGCGUCAAACAGCAGCUGGAGAAAGAGCUGCUUCAGCUGCAGACCACGCUGGACACGGAGAGACGGAGCUGCAGCCAGGGCUCAGAGGAGAUCAGAGAGCUGCAAGCUCGUAUCACGGGUCUACAGGAGGACAACAAGAACUUGAAGCACAGUCUGUCUAAAGUAGAGCUGGAGAGAAAACAAGUGCAGGACAGAUGUAACAUUUUAGAGAAGGAGAAGAACAGUCUGGAAAUCGACCUGAACUACAAACUGAAGACUCUACAGCAGCGGCUGGACCAGGAAUCCACCGAGCAUCGCAUCACGAAGGCUCAACUCACAGACAAAUACGAGUCCAUCGAGGAGACCAAGUCAGCUGCUAUGCACGUGGUGGACCAGAAGGUGGCGGAGGAGACCACGCUGCGGAUGCGGGCGGAGAGCAGGGUGGUGGAGGUGGAGAAGCAGUGCUCCAUGCUGGAGUUUGACCUCAAGCAGUCUGUGCAGAAGAUGGAGCAGCUGAUGAAGCAGAAGGAGAGGCUGGAGGAAGAGGUGAAGGAGCUGCGGGUGCAGUUGGAGCAGGAGUCUGGGAAGCGUGUGCUGGCCCAGAACGAGAUGAAGAACUGGACGAUGGAGGCCGAGCGGCUGAAAGGAUCAGAGAAGCAGCUCAAACAGGAGAUCAACGCGGCCCUCGAGAACAAGCGCUCUGUUGAGUUCCAGCUGGCACAGCUCACCAAGCAGUACCGAGGAAAUGAGGGUCAGAUGAGGGAACUUCAGGACCAGCUGGAGGCUGAGCAGUAUUUCUCAACGCUCUAUAAAACUCAGGUGAAGGAGCUGAAGGAGGAGAUCGAGGAGAAGAAUCGACAAACUCAAGAGGCUCUGAGAAAAGUCCAGGACAUGUCCUCAGAGAAGGAGUCGCUGUCUGCUCAGCUGGACCUGACCAUGACGAAGGCCGAGUCGGAGCAGUUGGCUCGCGCGCUGCAGGAGGAGCAGUACUUUGAACUCUCUCAGGAGCACAAGAAAGCCGUCUCGCGGUACAAACAGGAGAUCUCAGAGAAGGACUCGACCAUCACACAGCUUGAGGAAUCCAAUAAAACCCUCACCAAAGAUGCGGAGAUCCUCAGUAAGGAGAAGGCAGAGCUGAGCGAGGGACUCCAAGCUCGAGAAGAAGAGUUUGCAGCAGAGAAGGAGGAGCUGACAAACACAGUAAAGGCUCAUUACGAGAAGGCGCUUAAUAUAGAAAGAACUCUGAAGACCCAGGCGGUGAACAAGCUGGCUGAGAUCAUGAACCGCAAGGACAUGAAGUUGGACCAGAAGAAGAGAGGCAGCACCACUGACCUGCGCAAGAAAGAGAAGGAGAACCGCAAGCUGCAGCUGGAGCUCAACCAGGAGAAGGAGAAGUUCAACCACAUGGCCAUCAAGUACCAGAAGGAGCUGAACGAGAUGCAAGCGCAAUUGGCAGAGGAGUGCACGUAUCGCAACGAGUUGCAGAUGCAGCUGGACAGUAAGGAGAGUGACAUCGAGCAGCUCAGAGAGAAACUGAACGACCUGCAGCUCCGUGUGGACAGCUCCAGCGUCACCAGCCUGCAGCCAGACGAGACGGACAGUAACAUCGCCGAAUCGAGGCUUGAAGGCUGGCUCGCGAUACCAAAUAGGGCUAAUAUAAAAAGAUACGGCUGGAAAAAGCAGUAUGUUGUGGUGAGCAGUAAAAAAAUUCUCUUUUACAAUGAUGAGCAAGACAAGGAGCAGUCUAACCCCUGUAUGGUACUAGACAUCGACAAACUUUUCCAUGUGCGUCCUGUUACGCAAGGUGACGUUUAUCGAGCUGAGGCCGAUGAAAUUCCAAGAAUAUUCCAGAUCCUGUAUGCUAAUGAAGGUGAGUGCAGGAAGGAGGCGGACAUGGAGAGCGUUCCUCAGGGGGAUAAGACCAACUGCUUGCCCCACAAAGGCCAUGAGUUCAUCCCCACCCUUUAUCAUUUCCCCACGAACUGCGAGGCUUGCUCCAAACCGCUGUGGCACGUCUUCAAGCCUCCUCCGGCCCUGGAGUGCCGCCGAUGCCACGUCAAGUGCCACAAAGACCAUUUGGACAAGAAGGAGGAUGUUAUCGCCCCUUGCAAAGUGAAUUAUGAUGUGACAUCGGCUAGAGACAUGCUGCUCCUGGCCUUAUCCCAAGACGAGCAGAAGAAAUGGAUCGGUCAUCUCGGCAAGAAGAUUCCCAAGACCCCUCCAUCUACCUUCGCAAGGGCGUCUCCACGCACGAUGUCCACUCGCUCCGUAGUAAACCAGUCCUUCCGCAAGAACCCCAAAAACAUGUCGGGCAAGCCAAGCAGGGCGCAGUCCUUUCUCCAAGCGGCAGACACAACAUCCAGCACAUGCUGACAGCAUCACGCAGCCUCUCCACACCUUAGAUUUCUAACGGUGUAGUCCAUUCCCCCUUGUUUUUACGGUUGAGCUUAACUGUGGUGACGUGUUCUUUGAAGGGGUGUGCUUCUGUUUACUCUGGGUUUUUGUUUACCAGAUUAGCGGAACCUUUCCUUUACAAACUUAACCAAUUCUGGGCGAUUCAAAGGGAAUUUCCUGUAGCUGGACUGAGGCUCUCUACAGGCUUGGCUUGAAAACUUUAAAUUUCGCUUUCUUUUAAGAUUCUGCUAGAAACCCCCCUCUUGAGCGUCCUCCUGCUAAUGAAGCAGCAUUCAGUUCAGACGUGACCCUGGAGCACAAAACCAGUCGCAAGUAGCAUCGGUAUAUUUGUAGCAUUAGCCAACAAUACAUUAUAUGGAUCACAAGUAUAGAUUUUUCUUUUAUGCCAAAAAUCGUAAUCGGCAUCCCAGGAUAUUAAGUAAAAAUCAACAUUAAGAUUUUUUUUUUUUUUAAUUCCUACCAUAAAUAUAUCAAAACAUUGAUUUUUUUAUUAGUAAUAUGCAUUGCUAAGAACCACAUUUGGACAACUUUAAAGGUGAUUUUCUCAAUAUUUAGAUUUUUUUUGCCGCCUCAGAUUCCAGAUUUUCAAAUAGAUGUAUCUGGGCAAAAUUUUGUCCUCCGAACAAACCAUACACCAAUGGAAAGCUGAUUUAUUCAGAUGUGUAAUUCUCAAUUUUGUGGUCCAGGGUCACAAAUGCUUAAAAACCAUCUUAUUUGUACUUAUGUUGGCAAAAGUAACACUUUAUGGGCCAGAUUUAUUAAACAGGCAAAUUAACAUGAGAACGCGAUCCCAUAAAAGCACCUUUAGGAGUGAAAACGUUUUGCUGAUCUACUGAAAAUGGUGCAAGCUGUUAGUAAAUCUGGCCCUAAUUCUAACAGGGACAUGCAAAAGAUUUGACUUGUUGCAUUAGAAUAAGGCAAAAGGACAAAUCUUUGAGUAUUUUUUUUCUUUUAACCCCCAUCUUUCUAUGAUGGUAACAAAACAUGAAUCACAUGAAACCUGACAAAGGAAGGAUGGGAUUAAAUUUUGCAUGAAGAAAAUGAAGCUUAUUUUCAGGAUUGUUUGCAUUUGAUUAAAUUUUACAUUUAUGCAUUUAGCAGACGAUUUUAUCCAAAGUGACUUACAGUGCAUUCAGGCUAUAUAUAUGCCUUUACUGUUAAAUGCCAUUGUUUCUCCUUAAACUCUGCCGUGUAUGUGUCCAUUGGUCAUUCAUAGAAGUACUAAAAAUAAAAUGAUUUAUAGGCUACAGAAAGCGAACGAUGAGAGAUCCCUAAACUAUCAUUCACUUCAAAUGACAAAUUGAAUGUUGAGGCUCUGCCAUCAUUUAAAAAUGCAUAUAAUAACCUUGUUGUGCUAAGACAAUAUCUUCUUAAUUGUCACAAAAAUUGUGCAUUACUAUAUCUUAAUAGUCCUAAAGGCUUCAUUUCCUUUAUGUAAAAUAUAAGUUUUAAUCGUUACUGUUUGUUUAGUUAAAUGUGAGCUGGAUGAGCUUUUGUUAGAUUCACUCACAUGACCACAAAAGUUGAGAUGUGAAUCAUAUUUCAUGAUUUAUGAUUGUCUGUUUAACAUGAACCCCGAAGUAAGAAUAUGAUCAAUAACCUAAACUCUCUUACAAAUACUGGACCUCUUCUUUUUCUUCUUUCUUCCAGCUAACCAUCUGAACCGAAUUGGGAUUUUGUAGUUUCCUCUCCAAAAACCUCUUUAGAAAAAUCUGUCACAACCUUGGAAUUAACCCUUUAAUGUUGCAUUUCACAAUUGAAUAAAAGUCUAAUUGUUGCAGAAGUUCAGGAUUUAGCGAUCACAAAGCAUCAUGGACAUUUUUCGGCAUCAUCUAUUCUCUCCCUGUAACACUGGGAUCCUCCGAUUCUGUUUAACCUCGUGCUGUCCAGAGGAAAGCAUCUUUUCACAUCUUGGGAAGGAAACUAUAAGCUGUUCUCAUGCCCACGUCUUUCUGUUUGGAUUCUGGGAAAGGCACUGUAGCUUGACACCAUAAUAAAAGGGGAAAUUUGGUGAACUUACCAUAAAAGGGUCUUUGGGACAAUAUUUUUAGUUUGCAAACUAUUUCUACUUCGAUCCACUUCGAUGCCGCCUUCUGAUGGACUCUGGUUGCCUUAUUCAAUCUCUCAAAGUCUAAAUGGAAAAUGAAUUGGGUUUGGGGCAAAAGAUUGGGUUUUCGAGGGGAGAUUUUGAGAUGGAGAAUAAUUACAGUCUAUGCAUAAUAUUAUCAGAAUUGUCUUUAUCAUUAUACUUUGUUUUGGAGUCUCCAAGCCAUAGGAUAUCAUCAUAACGGCGUCAGGAGACAUGAAAUGUCAUAGAAACCAUUGUUUAAAGUUGAGUCUCUGUGUGUGUUCAUUGGGUACAUCGUUUCUGUAUUAUUCUUUUGUUUAUCUUUUUUUUUUUCUUUUUUUUUUUUUAUUGUUGCCUUACAUUUGAUUCAUAGAUAACUGUUCCAAAAAGGAAAACAUUAAGUUAACAAAUGUAACUGCACUGUUUGAUUUGUAAUUUAUUUGUAGAAGACUAAAACAGCUGUAGCGUUCGGCUCACCUAGUGCCUUUUGGAUAACAAUUUUACUGCCAUAUCUGUUUCUCUCCAACAAAUCUUUACUAUUAUGAUACUUUGAAAACCAACAUAUCUAUUACAGUGUGUCUUCUUUUCUUUUCAUUUCUUUUUUUUUAUCGAAACCUAAAUGGUUUUCAGCCAGAGCGGACCAUCUAUUGCAUGUCUUAAAUGUCGUCAACCAAAGUUCAGAAGUUCUGCAUGAAGCGCCAUGAUGAAGGCAACAUGUCCUGCUAUUUUCAUAAUCGUUAAAACAGAACCGUUAACAUCCCCACCUUAAAAUAGAUUUCAUUCAGUGUACAUAUUCAAUUGAAACGAGAUGAUGAAUACCUCAUCAGUAAUCUGACAUGGUUUUUACAUGCAAAAAAUAAGCACUGGAACUAUGAUCUGUUUUGUCGUGGAUGCAUUGCAUGAUAAAUUGCAUUGGAGGCCACACUGAUGGAUAUGUGUCAAUAAACAUAUCUUUAUCUAUCACCGAA